Notolabrus celidotus (New Zealand spotty) is the source of this 1538-nucleotide messenger RNA. It is a transcript of the gene aurkb, whose product is annotated as aurora kinase B. Gene Ontology annotation, biological process: regulation of cytokinesis; mitotic spindle organization; protein phosphorylation. Gene Ontology annotation, molecular function: protein kinase activity; ATP binding. Lineage: Eukaryota; Metazoa; Chordata; Actinopteri; Labriformes; Labridae. Gene Ontology annotation, cellular component: spindle microtubule; chromosome passenger complex; spindle pole centrosome. Bases 126 to 1121 code for a protein of 331 amino acids. The record is from RefSeq and is a predicted model, not a curated record. The transcript has 9 exons.
CACACCGACCAAUCGUGUCAGAGAGGGGAACCUUUUUGAAAACGUUGGCGGCUGAUGAGGAAAGUUCAACACAACAUAACUGGGAUUACAUCGCCAUAAGGGGCUCGACUACAACUCUUAACAGGAUGCAGAAUAAGGAGAACUAUGAGCCCAGGGGCUACCAAGGAACCUUCACAACUCCGAGCAUGGUGGCAGGUCCUCAGCGUGUUCAGGUGAAGACUUGGGAUAUGGACAAAAAUGCCAUCACAGGUCCUGGGAGAGACCGUGUUGUCCCAUCUUCCAGUUCCGCUUCAAGGAAAGUCUCCAUCGAUGACUUUGACAUCGGUCGACCACUGGGGAAAGGCAAAUUUGGUAAUGUCUACCUUGCGAAGCUGAAGAAGCCGAAAGCCAUUGUGGCGCUGAAGGUGUUGUUUAAGUCACAAAUGGAAAAGGAAGGAGUGGAGCAUCAACUCAGGAGAGAGAUCGAGAUUCAGGCACAUCUCAAGCACCCGAACAUCUUGCGCUUCUACAACUAUUUUGAUGACCGAAAGAGAGUGUUUUUGGUGCUUGAAUACGCUCCACGUGGUGAAAUGUACAAGGAACUACAGAGAUGUGGAAGAUUUGAUGAUCAGCGUACCGCAACGUACAUGGAGGAGAUAUCUGAUGCACUGCUAUAUUGCCAUGAGAGGAAAGUGAUUCAUCGUGACAUCAAGCCUGAGAAUCUUCUUCUUGGCUAUCGGGGAGAACUCAAAAUUGCAGAUUUUGGUUGGUCAGUCCAUGCACCCUCUCUCAGACGUCGUACAAUGUGCGGGACCCUGGACUAUCUCCCCCCUGAGAUGGUUGAGGGCCACACUCACAGUGAGAAAGUGGAUCUGUGGUGCAUUGGGGUUCUCUGCUACGAAUGCUUGGUUGGCAACCCGCCUUUUGAAACUGCCAGCCACUCAGAAACUUACAAAAGAAUCACAAAGGUGGAUUUGAAGUUCCCCAAAAUCGUCUCAGACGGUGCACGGGAUCUGAUUUCCAAGCUGCUCCGCCACAGCCCAUUGGAUCGCCUCUCACUACAGAGUGUCAUUAAUCACCCGUGGGUACACUCCAACUCCCGAAGAGUCCUACCUCCUAUCUGCCCAGCCAAGAAAUCCUGAGUCCACCUGGUUGACCUGCUUUUCCUCCCACUGAUGGGUCUUUACUCUGUCCUUCACAAGAGACUGGAUGUGUCAGCAUGUUUUGGUUUCAAACUGCCAUUUUUCUGGCAUGUUUUUUUGAUGGGUAUAAAUGCAUACCCUCCAUUUUAUAUGUACAGUGUGAUGUCAUUAUCUAUGUGUAGUUGAUUAGAAAUUGUUUGUGUUUUAUUUGCAUUUCUCCUUUGACACUUUUUAAAUGAAUAUAGCUAUAUUCUUCUCUGAUGGUGUUGACACCAAAGUGCUACUGUCAGCCUGCCUCAAGCUAUAAAUAUAUUCUCAUAUGGAGUAAGAGGAGGUAUUGUAGGGGAGUUUUGGGUGGAAAUGAUGGUAUUUUCCCUCAAGCAAUACUUUACAUUUCUAAUAAAUAUUCUGAAAGGA